UUCAUUAUCUAUCUCAAUCUUUUAGUACAAUACAUAGCAAACUAUACGUGAUAAUAUAUACCGUUUUCUCAAUAUGAUGACUCGUGGUUAUGUUUUCAACUUCUUUGUCCUAGCUUUAUGUACUCUCAUGGCUAUUUCCAGAGCAAACCUGGACCCAACUCAAAUGACUACAGCCCUUCUAAUACGUGUUGACCAGUCUGGAAAGGGAGACUACAAAAAAAUACAAGACGCCAUUAAUGCUGUGCCAUCCAAUAACUCGGAGCUUGUAUUUAUAUGGGUCAAGCCAGGAAUUUACAAAGAACAGAUUGUUGUGCCCGUGGACAAGCCCUUCAUAACACUAAGUGGCACAAACACAACUGGGACUAUAAUAACAUGGAACGACAGUGGGGACAUAUUUCAGUCUCCAACAUUUACUGUCUUGGCCUCUGAUUUUGUUGGGCGAUACCUCACAAUCCAGAAUACAUUUGGGGCAGGAAAUAAAGCUGUUGCACUGAGAGUCUCGGGAGAUAGGGCAGCAUUCUAUAAUUGCAGAAUACUGUCCCAUCAAGAUACCCUACUUGAUGAUACCGGAAGGCACUACUACAAAAAUUGUUACAUAGAAGGAGAUACUGAUUUUAUUUGUGGAGAUGCUGCUUCUCUCUUUGAGAAAUGCCAUUUGCACUCACUCUCGGAAGGAGUUGGAGCUAUCACAGCCCAACGUAGAGAGUCACCUGCGGAGAACACUGGGUUCACCUUCUUGGGUUGCAAGAUCACUGGCGUGAAAACUGCCCUUCUUGGAAGGCCAUGGGGUGCCUAUUCUAGGGUAGUCUUUGCUUUUACUUACAUGUCAAAUGUCAUACUGCCCCAAGGUUGGGAUGACUGGGGUGACUCAUCCAAACAAAGUACGUCUUACUAUGGGCAAUACAAAUGUUCUGGACCUGGAGCCAUUACAUCAAGAAGGGUCCAAUGGUCACACAACCUCACAAUUCAAGAAGCAGCACCCUUCUUGACUAUGGACUUGAUUAGUGGCAAAAGUUGGAUUAGGCCAGCACCAACCAGUUUCAAGAAAGCACCUGCUUCCAUUUCUAAGAAUAGUGAUACUGGAAAUUAAUA
Quercus lobata is the source of this 1092-nucleotide messenger RNA. Its product is annotated as putative pectinesterase 11. Lineage: Eukaryota; Viridiplantae; Streptophyta; Magnoliopsida; Fagales; Fagaceae. Bases 74 to 1090 code for a protein of 338 amino acids. Gene Ontology annotation, molecular function: pectinesterase activity. Gene Ontology annotation, biological process: pectin catabolic process; cell wall modification. The record is from RefSeq and is a predicted model, not a curated record. The transcript has 4 exons.